This is a messenger RNA of Daucus carota subsp. sativus, 1188 nucleotides long. RefSeq names its product F-box/kelch-repeat protein At3g23880. The transcript has a single exon. The coding region runs from base 1 to 1188 and encodes 395 amino acids. Gene Ontology annotation, molecular function: protein binding. Lineage: Eukaryota; Viridiplantae; Streptophyta; Magnoliopsida; Apiales; Apiaceae. The record is from RefSeq and is a predicted model, not a curated record.
AUGGCAACUGAUGAGGAAGAAAACAAAAACCCCAACCCUAGUCUUCCUGAAGACCUAAUACACGACAUACUCUCCAGACUUUCGGUGCAGACUCUUUUACAAUUCAGGUCAGUUUGCAAAUCCUGGUUAUCCUUAAUUUCUAGUUCAAGUUUUAUCAGAACUCAUCUCUUGAAAUCAACUAAUGACCCUCUCUACACUCACCACGGUCUUGUUUUGUGUGAAUGGAAUUGGUGCAAUUGUUUCGGCAUCUACAUGGAUCCCCGGACAUGUUCUCUCAAUACUUUUUUUAAUCGGCCCUUUACUUAUAAGUCCUGGCGUAUAGUUGAAGAUAAUAAGUUAAUAGAUAAGUUUAGUAUUUACAAUCAAGGUGUUAUUCAGGUGAGGAAUGUGGUGGGUUAUUGUAAUGGAUUGGUUUGUUUAGCAUGUAAUAUGAAAGUAUACGAUAUAUAUUUUUGGAAUCCAGCCACUAGAAAAGUAAGAAAACUGCCGAAUCUUGAGCCGAGGAAAUUCGAAAAGGAGGAUAUACAGUGGUGUCGCUGUGGGUUUUGCUAUGAUGAAUUGAAUGAUACUUUUAAAGUAUAUUCUGUUUGUAGAAGUUAUGAUUUUGAAUAUGAAGUGUCGGUUUAUAGCUCAAAAUCGGAUUGUUGGAGAGUCAUGGGAGAUUUUCCUUGUUCGAACGAUAAGGCGUAUUAUGUGUCGAAAUCUCCUGCAAUAUUUGCAAAUGGACUUUUACAUUGGGUAAUUGUUGGUGAGUCGUAUGAAGACGAGCGUAUUAUUUCUCUUGAUAUAAAGACAGAGACGUAUCGGGAGAUUUUGCUGCCAAAAUUUAGAGAAGAAGAAGGUGAAUACAUCAUCAAGUUUGGAAAUUUCAGCAAUAGUCUUUCUCUGAUUUGUGACUUUGACGACUAUGCUGAUUUGUGGAUAUUGAAAGGAUGUGGCGGAGAAGAGUUUUGGACAAAAUUGCUCACCAUCUCGUAUAUGGAUACACUAGAAUAUUACUGGCGUCUAAAACCGAUCUGCUUUUCAGUGAAUGGAGAGAUUCUGCUGCUACACAACAAUAAAACCAUACUACUAUACAACACCAAGGAUAAAACAUUCGAUGAGCUGUUAGAUUUGGAUUUUGUUGGACUCCCACGGUGGCCUGAAGCCGAUGUUUAUACUUACGUUGAGAGCCUAGUUUCACCGUGA